Messenger RNA from Botrytis fragariae, 2415 nucleotides. RefSeq lists its product as uncharacterized. Lineage: Eukaryota; Fungi; Ascomycota; Leotiomycetes; Helotiales; Sclerotiniaceae. The transcript is spliced from 8 exons. The coding region runs from base 1 to 2415 and encodes 804 amino acids. The record is from RefSeq and is a predicted model, not a curated record.
AUGUCUUUGAGUCUUUCUUCCGGCCCUGUCAAACUCGACACCAGUGGCAAUGGCGACGAAUUGCAGCAUUACGAUCAAGUUUGUGCCAUCUCUCAAGCUGCCAUCAACAAAGGCUUUGUAAAGCUUUUCGAGAAGCAGCCGCUUGCAGCACGAUCAAUUCACUGGAGCAAUGAAGAUGUUUUUGAUGGACAAUUGGUAGCUACAAUGCUGCCUCCUCAAAUAGAGCUUGAUGUAGAAUCUGGCGAUAGCUCCAAGUUUACGCUUCAGCUUCGCUUUGAUCAGGGGAGAAUUUUUCUUGGCCAAAAUACCUACCAGACUAUCGAUGGCUGGGUGAUUGCUUUCACGCCACUUUCCUUCGCAGAUUGUCUGAAUACAACAAUCGCAGAUCUUGCUGCGGCGGCCAGUGUGGAAGACACGGAAGACAAUGUAGUCUUUAGAUCUGACAGGCCAACAAAGCUAUGUCCUGGAGAAUACUCAAUCCAUCGCUUGUUUGCUGCUAUUGCUGAUCUCCCCUGGGGUAGCAUCAUAUGGGAGCGCUCGUACAUGAUGCAACCCAGUAGGCAAAAACUUUCCCUUGAGCAAUGGGCCAAAGACCCCGCAAACAACGCUCUUUACAACGAGGUUCAGCAAUGUUUGAGGGAAUGGACCUUAGAGAACAAACUUGCCUCUUGUUUUACACAAGGGAUGUUGUUGAAAGUGCCCAAGGCAAAAGUUAGUAGUGGGAAGGUAACGUUCGCUUCCAGGGCGCUCCGAUUGCAGAAUUACCCUUACAUAGACGAAGAGAGACAGUCACUAUUGACCAAAAAUAAGCAAGUCAUGAAAGGUGUAAAUGGAAGCCCUUAUAAUUGUCUCUGCUUCUGCGAAGUGGUGGGAAGCAGAGUCGAUCUUCCCGUAACCAAACUUUUACCAUUUACUGGAAACUUAGCAGGGCCUAGUAAAGGCACAAGUGGUGAGUAUCUUGGAACUUUCAUACUCGACCGCCGCCUUGUCUUCGGACAAACCCAGCUGUUAUCGCCACUACAAGAUCUUUGUGUUGCAAUGCAGACCAUACCGUUCGAGCCUGAGGCAAGGAUUGGUGGAAGUUAUCUAACUUCUGGCCGACGACUUCGCGUGGUUGGUAACACGGCAGAUUUGACAGCUGGUAAACCAUAUCGUUGGGAACAAUUAAAAGAUGACACUGGGGCGAGUACCCGUAUGUUGGCGGGCAUUGCAGGAAGAAAGACGAGAACUACGUCUAUGGCGAAGAUAACAUUAGAAGCUGGACCACAAAUGACAGCUCUCAAGAUAAGUGGCGAAUAUGGCUAUACCUGUCGGACCGAAUACUCAAGCCUUGUUAUUAGCGAUAUCGCUUCAUGGACAGUCACUAUUAGUGUGAGAGGCUCUCAAGAUACUGUGGGUAAUCUAGCAGUCUUAAACAGCCCCAAAGCUAUCUUGGAAGGAUGUACAAUAGAGAAAGACCCAUACACCGGACUUGAUAUUAUCAUACCCAAUGACUUCUCUACCAAUCUUACGGGAACCCCAUCAGAUCCAAAAUGGGUUCUGAUACGGUCAGCAAUGAAAGUCAACAUUGGCAGAGCUUUAUCGAAACUAUCUAGCGACUUAAAAUUUCUCCAGGGUAUCAAUAAGUUCAUGUAUGGAGGGAAUGGCGAGUUUAUAUUCGGACCCACCAUGCUCAACGAAGAUCUGGGUGCAUUUGCGACUAUCAACUUCUCUCCAGAAGAAAGUCGAGUUGAUUGGCCUACUCUGGAAACGAAGGGCGCUGGCGACAACAUUUGCGCAGAAAAAUAUACUUCCGACACCUCUGUGACAACCCUGCACCCGCGUCUAAACUGGACAUCUCCUGUUAAUGCAUAUAACUCCGCCGCGCAAACCAUCGAUCUCACCUUGACUUUUUCGAAUAGCUCCAAUGAUGGAAUAGCUUUUAAGUCUAUUGCCGUCGUUUGCCUCAAAAUGAAAGGAUUAGAAGGUAAAACAUUGUUUGACACGGGCCUGGACCACUGGAACGUGAAGGAAUCCAGCGUUCAGUCUGUCAAGCCUUGGUCAUUUACGACUGAAAAGAUGAGCCAAACACUCGAUUUGAGGGCAAGUAUUAUCGAUGCCGGGCUCCAAUUAAACAUUCUCCCUGCUGUCCUCGGUACUGCACACGAUGGCACAAAUUUACCUUCUAAGUUUAUAGUACCUUCAAAGGGCUCUUUCACAUUGAAACUGAAGGGACCGGUUCACACGAAAUCGGGUGCUGGCCUUUAUGUCUUGCAACUAGAUGAAGUGUGGGCAGGUAUUAGGGCAAUCAAACCUAUGGAAGGACGCGCGACUACGUUUUUGGUGUUGGAAUUGAAAGCGGAUAGCCAAAAUCCAACUCCCUAUACUGUUACUCAAGCGGAGGCUGAUGAGAAACGAGGAGUCUCACACGAUUGA